Eriocheir sinensis (Chinese mitten crab) is the source of this 3297-nucleotide messenger RNA. RefSeq lists its product as uncharacterized. Gene Ontology annotation, biological process: iron ion transport. Gene Ontology annotation, molecular function: copper ion binding; oxidoreductase activity. The transcript is spliced from 14 exons. The record is from RefSeq and is a predicted model, not a curated record. Bases 142 to 2157 code for a protein of 671 amino acids. Gene Ontology annotation, cellular component: plasma membrane. Lineage: Eukaryota; Metazoa; Arthropoda; Malacostraca; Decapoda; Varunidae.
GUAACAUCAAGUAUAGUUCAGUGUGUCGUCAGGCAAGGGAGGGAGAGGUCACGGCGGGAGCGUUCGCGGGGUUUUCCAGGGCGUGAGUUAGCAUUGGCGCGGCGGGGAGGUGAGGCGGCGGCGGGUAUAUAAGGGCGUGCCAUGGCGGGGGCGUGUCACUGUCAGCUGAGUUCCGUGGCUGCCGCAACGAUGGUGGUGCUGGUGUUCGCCGCGGCCGUGGCCACCCUCACGUCCCUCAUCACUGCCCAGGAGACACCCACGCCAGGACGAAACUGCUAUCGGAAAUGCGUGGAAGGCGACUCCAGAGUGUGCCAUUUCGAUUUCGAUGUCCAACCUUACCAAACGAUGUCCAGGGCGUGCUACGGGUGCCCCUUCAACGUGACAGACUGCUCGCGGCCUCACUGCAUAGGAGCGGACGGAGUGACUCGCCGGGUGCUGGUCGUCAACAAACAAAUGCCCGGACCGCCCAUACAGGUCUGCCAAGGUGACACAGUGGUCGUGAAUGUCAAAAACUCCCUCAGCAGUGAAGGUCUGACAAUUCACUGGCACGGGCUGACCAUGGAGGGCCGCGGCAGCUCCUCCUCCGGCACCCCUCACAUGGAUGGCACUCCGGGGGUGACGCAGUGCCCGAUACCUGCCGGGUCCACCUUCAAGUAUAAGUUUGUGGCAUCAGAUGUUGGCACCCACUUCUACCAUGCCCAUACUGGCUUCCAUCGAGGGGACGGCGUGUUCGGUUCACUAAUAGUCCGCCAACCACCCGCCAAGGACCCAAAUUACGACACAUUUGACUACGACCUUCCCGAACAUGUGAUGCUGUUCCACGAUUGGCUCCACAUCCCCACUGAGGACAAGUUUCUCUUCCGCCAUCACAGUGGAGGCGAUGAUUUCCCAGAGUCCAUGCUGGUGAACGGACUCGGACCACACCAGUUCGCCAUGCCUGGUUCUGCCCCUGCCCUGAUGCCCUAUGCCAAGUUCAAGGUUGCUCCAGGCAACAGUUACCGUCUGCGGCUCAUCAACACAGCUAUCCUGAACUGCCCCAUCACUGUGACUGUCGCGGACCAUCUGCUGACCGUGAUAGCGUCAGAUGGCAAGCCUCUGGUGCCGGUCAAUACCUCGUCGUUGGUGGUUUACCCGGGCGAGCGCUGGGAUGUGGUUCUUCAAGCUGACCUCGAGAAGUCCGGGUUCUUCUGGAUCAGCUUCGUGGGUCUCGUCGACUGCAUGGAGACUCAGGCCCACCAGUAUGCCCUGCUUGAGUAUGAAGACCUAGCAGGACCUCAGCAGACCAGGGGGAGUGCCAGGUGGAGGGGCAGUAGGCAGGGACAACUCCAGCAGCCUCAGAAACCAGCUGGCGCCGUCUCACCCCUGCACACGGAAGUUGAGCAAAUCAACACCGUCAACAGCGCCUGCUCGCCCACCAAGCAGUGCGUGGCGGACAUGCGUUCCCCCGACCCCAUGCCAGCGGAAGCCAGGACCCCCUCGGCCAACAUCACCCUCUACUUGGCCUUUGAGAUGCGGAGGACACACAACCCGCACUUCUACUCACGUUCAUACUACAAUUUUGACCUGAUGAGUGAUGAGCAGCGGAUCCCGACGCCUCAGAUCAACAACCUCAGCUUCGUGCACCCCGCCACACCGCUCCUGCUGGGGGGAGGCGCCGGGGAGACUGCGUGCACCGCCGAGUCGCCCCCACUUGGCCGCAGCUGCCACGAGGACUACUGUGAGUGCCUCCACCUCUACCGCAUCCCCCUUGGUGCCACCGUCGACCUGGUGCUUAUAGACGAAGGCCAGUAUGGAGAUGAGAACCACCCCAUCCACCUCCACGGACAGUACUUCUGGGUUCUUGCACAGGGCAGGCCCAACGACGUUCCUGAUGCUGCCAUAACCCGCGAUGAGGUCAUCGCGCUGGACCACCAAGGCCGGAUCACCCGUAACCUGGUCAACCCCCCAUACAAGGACACGGUAACCAUCCCUGACGGCGGUUACUCUGUGGUGAGGUUCCGCGCCACCAACCCGGGCUACUGGUUGCUGCACUGCCACCUCCUCUUCCACUCGGCGGCUGGCAUGAACCUUGUCUUUAAGAUCGGAGAGGACCAGGACAUCCCCGCACCACCAGCUGGCUUCCCUACCUGCGGAAACUACAGAGGAUCGGAGCUCUAGUGUAAUGUGUUCCGAUCUUCCGCAAGAAUUGAUGUACCUGUUGGAAAGAAGUGACCUAACCUACCCUGACCUACCCUGACCUGUCCUCUUUGCCUCUUGACCUGCAGAAACUAUAGAGGAUCGGAGCUGUAGCCUAAUGUGUUCUGAUCUCCCACAAGAAUUCAUGUACCUGCUCUGUUGUGAAGGGAGUGACCUAGCCUAACAUGACCUGUCCUCUUAACCCCUCGACUUACGGAAACUACAGAGGAUCAGAGCUGUGAGUCUAGCCUAAUGUGUUCCGAUCUCCCGCAAGAAUUCACGUACCUGAUCUGUUGUGAAGGAGUGACCUUGCUUAACCUAACCUGACCUAUCUUGACCUGUUCCCAACCAACCCAAUGAAGUGUACCUGCUUUCUUUGACCUUCCCAGCCUGCACCAAUUAUCCAGGAGUGACCUACCCUAUGCUGACCUACCCUGACCUAUCCUCUUUGCCAUUGUGGUCAUUAUAAGAAGGAAGGGAAGGUGCAGGAGAGAAGGAGAGGGAAAGGAAAGGUAUAUGGAAGUAAGGGAAGGAAGAAUGGAAGAAAGAAAUGGAGGAAAGAGGGAAGGGAAGGAAGGAAGGGAGAAAGGAAAAUGUGCAUGGAGAGAAAGAAUGAAAAGAAGGAAGAAUUGAAGGAAGAGCGUAAGGAAGGAAGAAAUUAAAGGGAAACAAAGAAAUAGUGCAAAGGAGAGAGAGAGAGAGAGAGAGAGAGAGUAAAGAUAAAAAGAAGAAAAUUGAGGAGUGAAGGAAAGGAAAGGAAAAGAAAGGAAGGAAGGAAGGAAGGAAGAUUAUAUGGAUUGACAAGUUAGAUUCAGGACAGUAGUAGUAAUAGUAAUAGAAGUAGUAGUAGUAGUAGUAGUAAGGGCGAGACUCCUAUCCUGUGUAAUGCCUCUCAGUGCCAUGUUGAAGGUCGUCGUGUAGUCAGACUUGUGAUAGAGUUUUCUUAGGGGUUUAAAGAAAUAUAUAUACACAGGUGCAAGGCGAGUCAUAUGAUUAGACGAAGAUGUUCACUAAUUAUCAUCAUUACUAUUAUCAUUAUUAUUAUUGUUAUUAUUUUAGUGGACGAAUAUAAUGUCUGUGGAUGGAGUGAAAUGAUUUAUAUAAAGACAAAUAUGAAUGCCA